This is a messenger RNA of Argiope bruennichi, 2417 nucleotides long. RefSeq lists its product as uncharacterized. Lineage: Eukaryota; Metazoa; Arthropoda; Arachnida; Araneae; Araneidae. The coding region runs from base 349 to 2064 and encodes 571 amino acids. The record is from RefSeq and is a predicted model, not a curated record. The transcript is spliced from 14 exons.
GCAAACACAUUCGAAACACCCCCUGCCGCGCUCUCAAUCCAACCAUUGACGAUUUGACACCGGCAGUCACGUUUUUCUUGUCUGUGCUUCUUUUAGCGGCAAAGUUUUUCCUGCAAUACUCACAAAAGAGAGGGAAAGCAAACAAAGGGUCACCACAAGGGACGUUGCUAGAUUCUUUCUUAUUUAUGCUUGGACUGACUUGUGCUGAGCUGUGAAUUGGAUAAACUUUCAAAUCUUUUUGUUUAUUUCUUAUCCUCAAUAUGAUUCGCGUGUUACUGACGAUUACUAAGUGUUAAAAGGAUUGGUCAAUUUGAAUUGUUUUUCUGCUUAUUGAUUAUCCAAUUGAGUAUGAAGUUGUGUAGAUGUCCAAAGAAGAAAGACGAGAGAUGUUUAGAAAACUGGAGUGUGCGAAGGAUUGUUUUGAUGAUUGUUUUAGCUUUUUUUAUUCCGAUAUCAAGUGCAGCCAGAAACAGAGGAAGGAUGCACGCAUCCCAAGGCUGUGAAUUUCCUUCCAAAUGGACAGGGACCUGGUUCCAGAAAGGAGUGCAUCCGGCCAUAAAAAUCGAAAAAGAUAUUUUCUCCUUGAAAGGAAAAUGCUUGGCAGCAGACAGCCACAUGUUUUACAUUGAAGACGCGAAAGAAAAGUGCUUUCGCUGUGUUGUGAUAUAUGAGAAGCAUCCAAAUGUACUGCAAUAUAGAGAAACAUACUGUGAUGGCUACAGAUCCCUCCAUCAAGCGUGUUCUACGAUAAAUGCAGAUGCUCCUCUCUAUUCCCUGUUCCGAAUGGACGCUAAGCCAGUUUCAUGCCAGCUGCGUGGACCUUUUACUUUUACAUACAGCAGAGGUCACGGAGAAUGCGUCUAUCCCAUGUCCAACAUUGACACUUGUACAGAUGAUUCACGGUUGUUAUUUCGAUUUCAAGCAUGUGCUGACGUUCUUGGAACAGAAAGUUCAGUUGAGGAACUGAGUUGUCUGGCCGUGUGGAAGGAAGGAUCUGCCCAUUAUUUAGUGGGGAAAAUGUCGAAUGAAAAGCACCAUAAUCUUCCUUUCACAGACGAUAAUGCAUACAGAUGUUUUGUGUUUGAUUACCUUCCUGAAAAAGGAGGCAUUCAGAUGUCUCAGUCAGCUGACGCCACUUGCGAUGGUCUAGUAUCACCCUGGGAAGGAUCUAGAACAAUGAAAUUGAUCAAAAGCAAGCAUCCGACUCCUAGUUGCUCCUUUCCAAGCUGGGUUACGUCAUCUCACAAAUGGCACACGCUGGACUUUAAAAAAGUGUACACAUUCAGCCACAGAAACACCUCUUUCAAACUCCAGCACCUUCACGAACAUAUUGACACUAAGUUCAUCUGUAUUGAAGAAGUUAGCUCCACUGCUAAUACGAGCACCUUCAUCACGUACAGCAUGUCAGGAUGCAAAAACGGAUACAUUUGCAUGAGGUUAUACAACAGGCAUAAACAUAUUAUAGAAAUACAGUUUGGUGAUAUAGCAAGAAGUGCGCAAGAGGCAUGCCAUUCUGCUUUCACUGAAAUAUACAGUAAUCAAGAUUUUAUAACGCUAGUAGCUCCUUCAGCUCCGUCAUCGGGCUGCCCGCAAUUGGUCGAAACGAAUGGUCUACGAGUGCAGGUUGGAAAGGUUGUCUCAUCAUCGUUCCGCCCGGAACUCUGCCGAGACUCGGCGGCCAGAAUAGUCGGAUGUCGAUCUCAUGAUACCAUUGAUUUCUUGACCAGCUGCGCUUCUGUGACUGAUGUCCAAAGUUUCCUUUGCCAUGGUGACUGGGAAGAAAAUGGUCGUAGUUACCUAGUAACUGGUCUCAGAAAUUCGAGGAAUAAAUACUGCUUUGUGUACUGGAGCAGUGAUAAAACGACUCAUCUUUCUGGAAUACAUGACACAUGUCGACGUACAGUAGAACCAGGCGUCACAGGAAAUUUUACAUUCAACAUCUCUUCCGCAGGUUUGUGCGAUAGCUUACUGAACAGAAGUGGAAACAACAGAGGACCAGAUAUGAUCAUUUCUGUGGCUGCCAUCGUUCUGCUCUUCAUUCUGUCUAGCAAUUUGGUCCGGUGACAAUUAUAUUGAAGAAAUCAAAAAACGCAAAUAGGGAACUAAAAUUCCGAUUAAAGAUAGAAGUCGGAUUUUAUCAGAAUUCCCUCAGUGCCUGCUUAUGCAAAGAGGGAGACACUUUAGAUGUCCAUUGUGAAAAAACUGAAAUAAUUUGUGUAACAAAAUGGAUGUUUUGUGCCGUCUGAAAAUACAUCACAAAAACUUUCAUUUAAGCAUUCCAGUUUCACGGAGACGCAUUUUAUACAAAAGUGAUUUUUGAUUUAUAGUAAGAAUGGUUUUUAUUUCUCUUUAAUGACCAAUUUUUAUAAAAGUGUAGGCUAUUAGGUGAUUUAACGUUCAUUCCAGGAUAUAUAAGG